CCAGGGAAUGAUACACAGAUUUCAGAAUUUCUUCUUCUGGGACUUUCAGAUAAACCAGAAUUGCAGCCCUUCCUCUUUGGGCUGUUCUUCUCCAUGUACCUGGUCACUGUGCUUGGGAAUCUGCUCAUCAUCCUGGCCACAAUCUCAGACUCCCACCUCCACACCCCCAUGUACUUCUUCCUCUCCAACCUGUCCUUUGCAGACAUCUGUUUCAUCUCUACUACAAUCCCAAAGAUGCUCGUAAACAUCCAGACACAGAGCAGAGUCAUCACCUAUGCAGGCUGUAUCACCCAGAUGUGCUUUUUUAUACUCUUUGAAGCACUGGACAGCUUACUCCUGACCGUGAUGGCCUAUGACCAGUUUGUGGCCAUCUGUCACCCCCUGCACUACAUGGUCAUCAUGAGCCCCUGGCUCUGUGGACUGCUGGUUCUGGCAUCCUGGAUCAUCAUGAGCCCCUGGCUCUGUGGACUGCUGGUUCUGGCAUCCUGGAUUAUCAGUGAUCUGGAUUCCUCAUUACAUAGCUUGAUGGUGCUGUCACUGCCCUUCUGCACAGAUUUCCAAAUUCCAUAUUUUGUCUAUGAACUCAAUCAGGUCAUCCGCCUUGCUGGUUCUGAUACCUUUCUUAAUGACAUGGCAAUGUAUUUUGCAGUAGGGCUGCUGGGUGGAGUUCCCCUCGCUGGGAUCCUGUACUUGUACUGUAAGAUAGUUUUCUCCAUACGUGCAAUCUCAUCAGCUCAGGGGAAGUACAAGGCAUUUUCCACCUGUGCAUCUCAUCUCUCAGUUGUCUCCUUAUUUUAUGGUAGGAGCCUAGGAGUGUACUUUAGUUCUGCUCCUACCCAAAACUCUCACUCAAGUGCUGCAGCCUCAGUGAUGUACAGUGUGGUCACUCCCAUGCUGAACCCCUUCAUCUGCAGUCUGAGGAAUAAAGACAUAAAGAGAGCUCCGAAUCGAUUCAUCAGGGUAGUGCCAUUCUUCAGGAAGUGA
This is a messenger RNA of Gorilla gorilla gorilla (western lowland gorilla), 984 nucleotides long. Its product is annotated as olfactory receptor 7A10-like. NCBI's taxonomy places the organism in Eukaryota, Metazoa, Chordata, Mammalia, Primates, Hominidae. Gene Ontology annotation, biological process: G protein-coupled receptor signaling pathway. The transcript has a single exon. The record is from RefSeq and is a predicted model, not a curated record. The coding region runs from base 94 to 984 and encodes 296 amino acids. Gene Ontology annotation, cellular component: membrane. Gene Ontology annotation, molecular function: olfactory receptor activity.